ACUCUAUUAUACACCCAUAAGUUAUUCUAAUCACGAAUUAUUGUGUUGUGGAAUAAGUGAUGAUAGAUAUAAUUCAAUAGACGUGUUUGCGAUAGGUAAAGUGUAGAAAUAUAACAGCACUAUGGAAACAUUUAAAAAGAUUAGUGAUUCGUUUUGGUCACCUAAUGUGUGGCUUCCACCAAAUGUAACAUGGUCCGACAUUGCUCCCGGCUCUCGCUCCGAUGUCCAGCACGCCAAUUAUAAGGAUCUUCUUUGGCCACUGCCUUUGGCCGGAGUUAUCAUGCUUAUUCGAUAUUCCGUGGAAAGAUUUUGGGUUUCGCCAAUCGGGGUAUCUCUGGGCAUUAGAAGUUCAAGGCCAAAAAAAGCAGCAAAUAUACCAGUACUGGAAAGUGCUUAUUCCAAAUCAAGUCGCUUGGAUCAUAAAAAAAUUGUAUUACUGUCGAAGCAUUUAGACAUGACUGAGCGCCAGAUUGAACGGUGGUGGCGUUUAAGACGAGCACAAGAUAAGCCGUCGACAUUGACAAAAUUUUGUGAAAACACCUGGAGAUGCAUAUAUUAUACAUAUAGCUUCAUAUUUGGAAUCGUAGUUUUGUGGGACAAACCUUGGUUUUGGGAUGUUAAAACUUGCUGGUAUGGUUAUCCACAUCAGUCCGUUUCAGGUGAUAUCUGGUGGUACUACAUGAUAUCUAUGGCAUUUUAUUGGUCUCUAACAGUAACCCAAUUUUUCGAUGUGAAACGGAAAGACUUUUGGCAAAUGUUCGUCCAUCAUAUGGUAACACUACUUUUAAUGUCGUUAAGCUGGAUUUGCAAUUUACACAGAGUUGGAUCAUUGGUGCUUGUUAUUCACGACUGUGCUGAUAUUUUUCUUGAAGCUGCGAAAUUGACGAAGUAUGCAAACUUCCAAAAACUAUGUGAUAUAAUUUUUGCAAUUUUUACCGUUGUAUGGAUAGUGACACGUCUUGGCUUUUAUCCCCGCAUAAUCUACAGUUCUUCAAUUGAAGCGCCAAGGAUUCUUCCAAUGUUCCCAGCGUAUUACAUUUUCAACAGUUUACUCAUUAUGUUGCUUGCCCUUCACAUUGUUUGGACGUACAUGAUACUUAAGAUUGUAAUAGAUUCUUUACAAAAGGGAUUGAUGUCUGGUGAUAUAAGAUCGAGCGACAGCGAAAUUUCUGAAAGUUCGGAAAGCCAAAAAUCGCUCAAUAAUGGUGACGUUAAACCUGUAGAUAAAAUACAAAAGAGAGCUCUAACCAAAACAGAAUAACCAAAUAAGCAAAAUUAUUUCCUCCGUUUGUAUUUCUUUUGUAUGUUAUGUACAAACUAUGUAUGUUGUAGAAUAUUUAAAAAGGUUUUUAAUGUCAAGAAACCACGUAUAAGUAAAUUUAUUUUGUACUAUAAUAUUGGAAUAAUAAAUGUUUAUUUUAUUGUUGCUUAUAAUUUAAAAA
This is a messenger RNA of Musca domestica (house fly), 1442 nucleotides long. RefSeq names its product ceramide synthase 6. The record is from RefSeq and is a predicted model, not a curated record. Lineage: Eukaryota; Metazoa; Arthropoda; Insecta; Diptera; Muscidae. The coding region runs from base 122 to 1261 and encodes 379 amino acids. Gene Ontology annotation, cellular component: membrane. The transcript is spliced from 7 exons. Gene Ontology annotation, molecular function: sphingosine N-acyltransferase activity; DNA binding. Gene Ontology annotation, biological process: ceramide biosynthetic process.